AUGUCCACAGAAGUGGAUGACAUCCUGAAAAAUGCACAAGCAGCGGCCAAGCAGUCUAUGUUUGCGGAAGAUCUGGAAAAUUUGUCAUUGCUAGAAGAUAGCAGAGAUAGCUUUCUAACAGCUUUGGAUGAUCCACAACCGGGGACAUCGGAACGAGACUCCCCUGCUGCAUGUAGCAAUCUCAGAAGAACGAUCAAGUCUGCUCGAGAUUUCAUGGAAAGCGAAGCGUUCAAAACAAUAUCGAAUGAUAAGGUUACGGUCAAUGGAGAGAGGGAAAAAUUGUCGAUUAUGUGUACUACGCUUCAGCAUCGCGCUCUUACAUGUGCAGAAGACCGAUCUUUGUUGCAUGGUCGCAUUUGUGCAAUCGAUUUGGCUCUUCUGGGUUCUGGGAGCUAUGUGAUGAAUGACGUGUUCGAACGAAAUUUGAAAAAUGUGGUUCAAACAAGACGAAAUACUACCUCCGAAUUCAGCGGUGCAGGGCCAGCUAUGCAUGUUUGUUUGGCUUGGCUUUGUCAUGCUGCUCAAUGCAGAGUCAGCGAUGUCGUGCCCGGUGGAGAGAUAUUUCCAGACGCUGAGCGGUACAUCCAUGAACGGCUGGAGCAGAACGAAUUGCCUGUGGUGGAUGAAAAUGAACGGUCUGACUUGGCUAUAUAUCAGCUUUGUCGCGUUCUCGACUUGUUGGCUGUUUGCGAUUUGCGCGCGCAAUCACCUGUAGAUCGAUCGAUACUCAUUUUUGUAAUUUGUCGACUUAUACUGGACAAGAAUUCUUGUUGUACGACACAGACUAAGGCCAGCUUGGCUAUUGGCAAUAUCUUGAAUGCAUCCUCACUAACAAAACGCGCCACACUUAUCGAGUUUUCUAACAUCUUCUCGUUGAUCUCAGACGAUCUCUUGAAUUUGGACCUCUGCCAUCAGUGUGUUCGUCUUUCCAUGGUUGAUCCUUCUUGCUGCCUUGCAUUGUUUAGCUCUCUCUUGAUUCAUCUAUCAGAAAGAGCAGAAUGCGAACCAGCUGAUUUGGAAAAUGUCAGCGAAGAGGUCUUUGUCAAUGCACAUUUGGGCGUGAUUAUUGAUGUGAUUGAAGACGUCAUGGAAGUCUAUAGCAGUAAUAACAAGCAAAAAUGCGUAAUUAUUACAAUGUUCGACUCUUCUCUCCAUCCUUCCCUUUUCGACAUGAUAAGUGUGGAACAAAAGUCGCAACUCAAAGGACUGUUUCAACGUUUGAAACAAGAUCUGGGAACAUCGACAUCUCCAGAUGGAGCACUAUCCUAUCGUCUCCUGCGGAAUCUCAUCGAUCGUUAUGAAAUUCAGUCCAAUAAAGAAACGACGACAUUUGCUGGCUACUAAUAUUUCUUGAUCUCGCUGUUUUUUGCACUUUUGUUCGCUUUGCUGAUCACUGUGAUCAAUUUUUUUCCUCCCUUGAUGCUUUCUUCAUGUGCUGCUUAUUCCGAUACGGUGCUACAUCGCGCUCAAUUCGCUUACUUGAUGCAGGUUAC
Molecule: messenger RNA, 1493 nt
Organism: Cylicocyclus nassatus
Lineage: Eukaryota; Metazoa; Nematoda; Chromadorea; Rhabditida; Strongylidae
Source: the annotation of a GenBank genome assembly